GGUUGCUACUAAUAGUUUUUUUUGACAUAGAGAGAAGGAUAAACAAACAAAGGAAAGCUUACAUCUCAAAAGAAAAAAAAACCCCUAAAAAAAAGAAUAGAAGUACUCUCUAACCCUAACCCUCGAAUCCAUUCAAGCUUUCAAUCUAAACUUUUUUGACAAAUCACUACACAUAAUUUCGGAUUCUCAGCAUCAUUUUAAGUUUUCCGUAGUCGAGGAGCAGAUUAGAAGAGCGAGAGAUACUAAUUUAAAGGAUUGCGGGCAAAUUCAUCGUUUUCCGACGACACCGGACCAUCGGAUCUUCGAAAAAUCAGAAGACUCAAUUUUGCUCAGGUUUAUCGUGGAAAUUUUUUACUCUUAGAUCUGCUGGACACCUUGGUCAAGAAGCAUGUUUGGCUCAAGUAGCCCUUUUGGGCAAUCAUCUAGUGCAUCCUUUGGAUCCCAGUCACCUUUUGGGCAAAGCAAUCAAGCUAGUAAUCCGUUUGCUCCGAAGCCUUUUGGUGCUGCUAACCCUUUUGGCUCACAGACAGGAGGUUCAAUGUUUGGUAACACCUCGACUGGUGUUUUUGGACAAUCGUCAUCACCGCUGUCUUCGACACCAGUGUUUGGUGCUGCUUCAUCACCAGGAUUUGGGAGUUCAAAUCCUGCUUUUGGAAGCUCAUCAUCAUCUUUUGGAGGGGGUUCUGCCUUUGGGCAGAAACCUGCUUUUGGAGGUUUUGGUUCUGGUGGUCAAACAAGUCCAUUUGGAAGCUCAUUUCAACAAUCACAGCCCUCGUUUGGCAGCAAUGUAUUUGGUGCUUCUGCUUCCUCACCAUUUGGUGCUUCAAGCCAACCUUCAUUUGGUGGUGCAAGCACCCCUGCUUUUGGAUCGUCAACUACACCAUCAUUUGGAGCUACAAGCAACCCAACAUUUGGAGCUGCCAGCACCCCUGCCUUCGGCUCAACGCCUAGUCCUGGUUUUGGAAGCUCAGGAACUGCCUUUGGUGCUUCAAGUACUCCUGCUUUUGGGUCAGGGGGAGCAUUUGGUUCUACUAGCACUUCUGCUUUUGGCGCUGGUGGUGCCUCUGCAUUUGGCGCUUCAUCCACCCCUGCAUUUGGUGCUGCAACCACUCCAUCAUUUGGGGCAGCCAGCACUCCAUCAUUUGGUGUUGCUUCCUCUCCAGCUUUUGGCUCUACCACUAGCACUCCAGCAUUUGGUGCAGCACCUUCUAGUUCCCCAUCUUUUAAUUUUGGUACUAGUGCAACCUUUGGUCAAACUACGUCUAAUUUUGGAAGCUCCAAUUUCGGGUCUACACCAUCUGCUUUUAGUGCCUCGUCUUCUCCAUUUGGGUCGUCAACUUCGACUACGUUUGGUGGUGGCUUUGGGCAAUCAAACUUGGGAGGAAGUAGAGUUGCUGCCUACACACCAACUGUAGAAGUAGAUGCAGGUGCCAGUAGUCAAUCAAAUGCAAAGUUGGAAUCAAUAUCUGCCAUGGCAGUUUACAAAGACAAAAGCCAUGAAGAGCUGAGAUGGGAGGAUUACCAGCGUGGUGAUAAAGGUGGCCCUGCUCCUGCUGGUCAAUCUACUCCAGGCAUGAACUUUGGCAUGUCGACUCCAGCACCAACUCCAUCAAGCCCUUUUGGAACCCCAACGUUCGGGCAAACGUCAUCAAACCCAUUUUCAUCAUCUGUGCAACAGAACCCAUUUGCUUCAAAACCUGCAACUUUUGGAACUACAUCUACCUCAGCAUUUGGGUCCUCACCUUUUGGUUCUAUUACAACACCCUCCGCUUUCGGGUCAACUCCUGCAGCAACACCUUCCCUUUUUGGAACAUCUGGUCAAACCUUUGGUUCAGGCACUUCUCCUUCUCUCUUUAGUACCGGAAGCUCUUCGGCAAUUGGAUCUACAUCUAUAUUUGGUUCUACACCUGCUCAAGGGGCCACUACAGCAUUUGGUUCGACUUUAAACUUUGGGAAUUCUCAGCCAUCCUCUCUGUUUCAGUCAUCACCUUCACUCGGAGCAGGAACUACAUUUGGGCAAACUAGUUCCGCCGUUGGACAAAGUCAUGGCUUUGGCCAGAACCCUUUCAAUAAUGCACCAUCUGCCUUUGGGUCAAAUUUAUUUUCAGGCAGCACAGGCAACCAAUUUGGCUUUGCUCAAAGCACUCCCUCUCUUUCAGCUCCUUUUCAACCCAGUCUUCCUACUCAGACACCUAGUAGUUUUAACUUCAGCACAUUUGGACAGGCACCAUCAGGUGGGAGCAUGGGCCUUGGUGGAUCAGGCCUGUUUACACAGGGUCUUGGACAGUCUUCUUCCAAUCAGAUCUCUGCAGUUGCACAACCGGUUGCUGUCACAAAUCCUUUUGGGACUCUUCCAGCAAUGCCUCAUAUGUCAAUUGGCAAUACCGGAACCUCACCAUCCAUCCAAUAUGGGAUUUCUAGCAUGCCUGUUGUUGAUAAGCCUACCCCUGUCAGAAUAUCAUCCUUUUUGACGUCCCGACAUUUGUCUCAGAGACGGAUCAGGCUACCGGCAAGGAAAUAUCAUCCUAAGAAUGACGGUUCACGUGUUCCUUUUUUCAGUGAUGAUGAAGAAGCUCCGAGCACACCAAAGGCAGAUGCCCUAUUUGUUCCCAGGGAAAAUCCAAGAUCUUUGAUAAUUCGGCCGAUUGAUCAGUUGGCGAAAACUUCAAUGAAGAAAGCAUUUGUCGUGGUGCACGAAAAUGGUAAAACAUGUGAAGAGAACGAGCAUCUCCAAAAUGGAUCUGUUGCUGAAGGAAACAAUAGCAUACCCAAUGGGAAUGGAUUGAACAAGGGAAGCCAUCCUGUUAAAAUCAACCAGAAACCUGGUGCCAUCUCUGACGAUGCUUCGAACCAUAAAGGAGACUCAUACAUUACACUUUCAGGUCACAGAGCUGGUGAGGCGGCAAUUGUAUAUGAGCAUGGGGCUGAUAUCGAGGCAAUGAUGCCAAAACUCCGACACUCUGAUUAUUACACGGAACCCCGGAUCCAAGAACUGGCUGCCAAAGAAAGGGCUGAGCCUGGGUUUUGCAAGCAUGUUAGGGAUUUCAUUGUGGGACGGCAUGGUUACGGAAGCAUUAGAUUCCUGGGAGAGACUGAUGUUAGACGGCUUGAUCUUGAGUCUCUCAUCCAGUUCAACAAUCGGGAGGUAAUUGUCUAUAUGGAUGAUAGCAAGAAACCCCCAGUUGGUCAAGGUCUUAACAAAACCGCAGAGGUAACCCUUCUGAACAUCAAGUGCUAUGACAAAAAGACUGGAAACCAGAUCUUAGAAGGACCAAGAAUUGAAAAAUACAAGGAGAUGCUCAAGAAGAAAGCGGAGGACCAAGGUGCUGAAUUUUUGUCAUACGACCCUGUCAAAGGAGAGUGGAAAUUCAGGGUCAACCACUUUAGCAAAUAUGUGUUUAACGACGAUGAUCAGUGGGACAUUAUCUGAUCCUUGCUGCUUUUUAUCUUGAUAACAAGGGAAAGUCAGAUGGUUUGAUGUAUCUGGUUGCUGCAAAUUUUCUGCUAGCUGCUUUUGGUAAUUUUUUUGCUGGCAGAGUGUUGUGAUCUAUCACCUUUUUUCUUCCUUUCUUUUUUCUUUUUUUUGUAUAUGCAGCAAGGGUUUUUGUUGCAAUUUCAUCUUGUGGAAAAUUGUAAUGUAAUGUUGAUUUUCAAUCUUGGAAGUGCAACGUUUGGAACCAGUCAACUUUAAAAAUAGCAACUCUUCCCAACUUUGAGAUGCCAGUGCUGUUAUUUUCGUAGAAGUUUAAUUGAGUUCCAGGUAGCGAAGCGCACCUGCCUAUACCAUGCCGAUGCAGUUAUGCUGGUGUAUUAAUGGAGCCGUAGCAAUGGUGAAUGUAUAUACCCAAAAAGUCACAAGGACACAGUCCUUAAUUUAGUAUCCAAAUACUUGGAAGGCUUCUUGGAUGCAUGUUGAAAGGAUCGUAUAAGAAUUAGCUUAUCUUACAAAUGGGGCUCUCAGACAAAAGUAUACCAAGCAUAUAUUGUAUAUGUUGUAUAGGCUGUAGUUGUACCAAAUCAUAUAGAAUUCAAAGAUGUAAAAUUUUAUGUUAUUUGGGGUGACUAAAGCUCACUGUACACGAUAUAAACCGUUGCGUACAUGAGUUGCGACCUUGGUUCUAUGGUACAUACUACAUAGUGUUCCAAAUUAAUUCUCA
Molecule: messenger RNA, 4157 nt
Organism: Beta vulgaris subsp. vulgaris (sugar beet)
Lineage: Eukaryota; Viridiplantae; Streptophyta; Magnoliopsida; Caryophyllales; Amaranthaceae
Product: nuclear pore complex protein NUP98A
Exons: 13
Coding region: 389-3430 (1013 amino acids)
Biological process (GO): protein import into nucleus; RNA export from nucleus; post-transcriptional tethering of RNA polymerase II gene DNA at nuclear periphery
Cellular component (GO): nuclear pore cytoplasmic filaments; nuclear pore
Molecular function (GO): structural constituent of nuclear pore
Source: RefSeq, a predicted model, not a curated record